AUGGGUGUCUGGUCUGCUGAAAACGCUACCAAGGCUUAUCUAAAAACAAUGAAAAUGGGAAAAGGAGCAAAACAGCCGGAUGUAGCAGAGUUCAUCUCCGCACUGGCCGCCGGCAACACUGCACGCCUCAUUCUCGUUGCAUGUGCGGCAGCUGGAGCCGACUCCACCACACGAGCCCUGGUGGCCGCCGCCCAACAGACCGGCGGCCGCGUCGUCUCCGUUCUCAGCUCCGCCGAUGAGCUCCGCUCUUGCAGAACAUUUUUGGGCGAAGACGACGCAAAACACGUGGAGUUCAUCCUCGGAGACGUGGAGGCCCUACUGAGGAACCAAUACCGGGAAGCGGACUGCGUGGUCGUGGACUGCAACCUUAAGAACUCCGAAGCCAUACUAGAAACGGCGCGGCGGGUCGGAAAUCCCGGCGCCAUGGUUUUGGGGUACAACGCGCUUUGCAUGGCGUCGUCGUCGUCACGGCGGUGUCAGGGACUACUCAACGACGCUCAUUUGCUGCCUAUAGGAGAAGGUGUGUUAGUAGCCAGAAGCGGUGGUUCCGCCGGAAAGAGCAAGAGCCGGUGGAUUGUGACGGUGGAUGAGGCCACCGGGGAAGAACAUGUCUUCAGAGUCAGAUCACAUGGAAAUUAA
Messenger RNA from Ipomoea triloba (trilobed morning glory), 639 nucleotides. RefSeq lists its product as uncharacterized. The transcript is spliced from 2 exons. Bases 1 to 639 code for a protein of 212 amino acids. The record is from RefSeq and is a predicted model, not a curated record. NCBI's taxonomy places the organism in Eukaryota, Viridiplantae, Streptophyta, Magnoliopsida, Solanales, Convolvulaceae.